Messenger RNA from Oreochromis aureus, 884 nucleotides. RefSeq names its product heat shock protein family, member 7 (cardiovascular) (gene hspb7). The transcript is spliced from 4 exons. Gene Ontology annotation, biological process: heart development. Lineage: Eukaryota; Metazoa; Chordata; Actinopteri; Cichliformes; Cichlidae. The record is from RefSeq and is a predicted model, not a curated record. Bases 29 to 499 code for a protein of 156 amino acids. Gene Ontology annotation, cellular component: cytoplasm; nucleus.
UCUGAAAAUAGAGCACUUACAGCCAUCCAUGAGUGUAACCAACUCCUCUGCCUAUCGAUCGGAGCGUAGUUUCCACCAGACUUCAUCCUCAACUACGUCCUCUGGUAACCCAUACAUGGAGAAGAGCCGGGGACUAUUUGCUGAGGACUUUGGCUCGUUCAUGCGGCCUGGGAGCGACUCCUUGGGUUUUUCCAGUGGAGCUGGAAAUAUCAAGACUCUUGACGAUUCGUACCAGUUCACAGUUGACGUGCGAGAUUUCUCCCCUGAAGAUAUCAUCGUCACCACAUCCAACAACCAGAUAGAAGUCCGUGCGGAAAAGUUGGCCCAGGACGGUUCAGUGAUGAACACUUUCACCCACAAGUGCCAGCUACCCGAGGACGUGGAUCCCACCUCAGUGACAUCAUCAUUGGGCACCGAGGGGACCCUCACGGUCCGGGCACGGCGAAAUCCAGCCAAGCAUGAGCUCGUACAGACCUUCCGCACCGAGAUCAAAAUCUAGAGAGGGUCCGAUCUGUCACUUCUGUGCUUUCAUACCAUUUCCUGUGCUUCUUAUCCUCACUGUCAUCAUUCAGUUUUACUUCAAACACUCAGAGAGCUGACACUGUGCUCUGCGUGACACAAUGCCACUUUGUUGCUGCUCAUUUAUGUGUUGUGAGUUAGCUCAUCCCGCACAUACACAACGGGACAUACACAUUAAUUUAAGGAGACGCAAGGGCUUGGAGCACCAUUUUGCACAAAGAUGUAGACACACAACCAAUAAACCAUCAGUUAACUUCUCCUCUACCCCUCCCAGUGUUAUUCUAAAACUUACCAGUCACUUCUAAAGAUGAUAAGUUAUUGUAUUAUAUUAUUUGUGUGAAUAAAAUGAUACUGCUUUGACAAUA